AUGGCUUCCGACCAAGAGCGGGAGCACGCUCUCCAGAACCUCCGUGCCAAACUCAUCGAGUCGCGGGAAUGGGAAGCAAAGCUCAAGGGCCUCCGACAGGAGAUCAAGGGACUCGUUAAGGACUUUGACCAGACAGAGGAGAAUAUCAAAGCUCUGCAAAGCGUGGGACAAAUCAUUGGAGAAGUGCUGAAGCAGCUGGAUGAGGAGAGAUUCAUCGUCAAAGCCUCUUCAGGUCCCCGCUAUGUCGUCGGUUGCCGCUCCAAGGUCGACAAGGCCAAGAUGAAGCAAGGAACCCGUGUCGCGCUCGACAUGACGACUCUCACAAUUAUGCGCAUGCUUCCCCGCGAGGUCGACCCUCUUGUCUACAACAUGUCAUUGGAGGACCCCGGCCAAGUCAGCUUUGCCGGUAUCGGUGGAUUGAAUGACCAGAUCAGAGAGCUGCGUGAGGUCAUUGAGCUGCCGCUCAAGAACCCCGAGCUCUUCCUUAGAGUAGGCAUCAAGCCGCCAAAGGGAGUUCUGUUAUACGGACCGCCCGGAACAGGCAAGACGCUACUCGCAAGAGCCGUGGCCAGCAGUUUGGAGACAAAUUUCCUAAAGGUCGUCUCUUCGGCCAUUGUGGACAAGUAUAUUGGUGAAUCCGCAAGGUUGAUUCGAGAAAUGUUCGGCUAUGCCAAGGAGCACGAGCCCUGUAUCAUCUUCAUGGACGAGAUUGACGCCAUCGGUGGACGACGAUUUUCCGAGGGAACGAGUGCGGAUCGUGAGAUUCAGCGUACGCUGAUGGAACUGCUCAACCAGCUCGACGGUUUCGACUAUCUGGGCAAGACCAAGAUCAUCAUGGCUACCAACAGACCCGACACCCUCGACCCGGCUCUGCUGCGUGCCGGUCGUUUGGACCGAAAGAUUGAGAUCCCGCUGCCCAACGAGGUUGGUCGGCUCGAGAUUCUCAAGAUUCACUCGCAAAGUGUCGUGACGGAUGGCGAAAUCGACUUUGAGAGUGUAGUCAAGAUGAGUGACGGUUUGAACGGUGCCGAUUUGCGGAAUAUCGUAACAGAGGCGGGUCUAUUCGCCAUCAAGGAUUAUCGUGAUGCCAUCAACCAAGACGACUUCAACAAGGCAGUGCGUAAGCUGGCUGAAGCCAAGAAAUUAGAAGGCAAGCUUGAGUACAAGCAGCUGUAA
Molecule: messenger RNA, 1176 nt
Organism: Pestalotiopsis fici W106-1
Lineage: Eukaryota; Fungi; Ascomycota; Sordariomycetes; Amphisphaeriales; Sporocadaceae
Product: putative 26S protease subunit rpt4
Exons: 4
Coding region: 1-1176 (391 amino acids)
Biological process (GO): positive regulation of RNA polymerase II transcription preinitiation complex assembly
Cellular component (GO): cytosolic proteasome complex; proteasome regulatory particle, base subcomplex
Molecular function (GO): proteasome-activating activity; ATP binding; ATP hydrolysis activity
Source: RefSeq, a predicted model, not a curated record